Bufo gargarizans (Asiatic toad) is the source of this 2051-nucleotide messenger RNA. It is a transcript of the gene TMEM170A, whose product is annotated as transmembrane protein 170A. NCBI's taxonomy places the organism in Eukaryota, Metazoa, Chordata, Amphibia, Anura, Bufonidae. Gene Ontology annotation, biological process: endoplasmic reticulum tubular network organization. Bases 101 to 535 code for a protein of 144 amino acids. The record is from RefSeq and is a predicted model, not a curated record. The transcript has 3 exons. Gene Ontology annotation, cellular component: endoplasmic reticulum membrane.
UAUUGCCUGUCCCGGUGUGAAGGGAUGAGAGGCCCGGGCAAGUUGAGUUGGGAGACACUGGGGAGUCGCUGCGGCCUGUGACGCUGUGGAUGGCGGAAGUAUGGACAGCAGCAGCGGAGGAGGCCCGGGAGGCGAGACCGGGCUACUGCAACAGAUCUUAAGCCUCAGUCUAGUCCCGCGGGUCGGAAAUGCGACGGUGUGCCCUAGCCCUACGGCCCUGUGCGCCUUCCCGGAGAUGUGGUAUGGCGUCUUCCUGUGGGCACUGGUCUCCUCCCUCUUCUUUCACAUACCUGCCGGGCUGCUGGCGCUCUUCACGCUUCGUCAUCACAAAUACGGACGGUUUAUGUCGGUGGGAAUCCUGCUGAUGGGUAUUCUGGAACCAAUAUCUGCAGGGAUAUUAACAAGUGCCGCCAUUGCCGGAGUUUACAAAGCCGCUGCCAAGGAAAUGAUUCCGUUUGAGGCUCUUGUUCUGGGUGUAGGACAGACGUUCUGUGUGCUUAUCGUUUCCUUUUUAAGGAUUUUAGCGACUUUGUAACCCAGGGCACAUUGACCUUACGAACAUCAGAGGACGCACAUGUUGGUGUAGAAUGAGGAGUUCUGCAGAUCUUGCAGCCAUGUCUAUACUACAAUGAAAUUUAAGAUUGUCACAUUGCCUUUACACACAAGUACUUCUAGAAAUCCGGUCACUGCAGUGUAACCGGAUGAUCCAAUGCCAGCAAGUGCAUCGAUAACCGAUAAUAGACUAGAGUUAGAAUAUCUAUAGAUCCAUAUCACCAUUCACACAAUGAAUUCUCUUUCCAGACUUUGUAUCAUGGAAGCAAUGCUUCUAAUGGGGAAUAGCCGAGCACUUAUGUCCACGUGGGACUGGAACACUGCGGCUUUGUGUGCGGCAAAUCCACAGCGUUUUACAGUACCAGCAGCAGAGAGGAGCUUUUCAGAAAUAUCCACAUGCUGCAGAAAAAACUAAAAACAGUCUUCAUCACAAAUUGACCUGGAAUGCAGAUUUUCGGGGUGCCUGCACACCAUGUGGAUUACGUGCGGUUUUUCCACACAAAUUUCAUGUAGACUUUUUUUUCCUAGGUGUAGAGCUAGACCUGCUGUGAGGAUUUUUAAAUCAGUUGUUGCAUUUUUCUUGUGCAGAUUUCACCCGUGAGAUCUUCAGAAAAUCCACACCAAAAACGCAACAAAUAGUGAAGUUUGGUGCGGAUUGCACGUGUAUUUUCUGCACAUAAAUCUGCACUGUGCAGCCGCAUUGAUGCUGUGGAUUUUCCCUGUGGGUUUCUGCCUUUGGAAUGCACAGGGUGAAUUUGACAUGUAAGUCAGUGUGGAUUUUAUAUUACCCAUGUAGAUGUUCCUGCAGCUGUACAGGGUCCAUGCAUGCGACAAAGCGUUGUGUGUGAACCUUUAGGCACCUGCACAUGAUGCAGAUUACGUACCCCUUUUUUUUUUUUUUUUUUUUUUUCUUUUCAUGUGCAGGAAAACCGCAGCGUAAUCCAGUACCAGCAGAGUGAAUGAGAUUUGACAAAUCUCACGUCCACUUUGCUUUAUUAUUCUGUGCAGCAUUGCCAAAAAAAGCAGCACAAAAAUCUGCAUCAAAACCGCAUAAAAUCCACAGAUGGAAAAAAAAUAUAUAUACUAUAUAUAUAUAUAUAUAUAUAUAUAUAUAAUAGCUGACCGAGGCUCGAGGAAGCACACACCCCUGCGAGACUGCUGUUGCUUGCUUGCCUACACUUGGAUUUUAAAUAUGAAAUAAAGCAAAGAAUUUUAACGGUGAGUGCCGCGUUGAUUCUAUAUUGGCAUAAAACUGAAAUAAAUGGUGUGGAUUUCUGUGCGGUUUUGGUGCAGAUUUUGGGUGGAUUGUCUGCGUACAAAUCUGCACGCAGUGAGCAGGUACCCUAAAGGACUGACUUUUGUUGGCUCGUACAGUGAAGUUCACAGUCAGGCCUCAUGCACACGACCGUAUGUAUUUUGCGGUCCGCAAAAAACACGGAUGACGUCCGUGUGCAUUCCGUAUAUUACAUCUUGCCCCUAAUAGAACAGUACUAUCCUUU